AUGCUGGGUAACAUGGAAAUCAGUGUGGGCGUGGCGUCUGGUAUGAUAGCCAUCGCAGUCACUAUCGUUACCUUGAUUGUGCCAAAUGCAAUGGUCUUACUUCUCGUCGCAUUUCUCAGAGAUGAACACCCGGCAGUCACAUGGUCGGUGGUUUCCAGAGCAUUUUCGAGUUCACUAUGGCCUGUAAUCCUCCGAUCCGACCAAGCCACUUCUCGUGGUAAUCCGCCACUGAUCAAUUUCGUUACCUGGUUGAAGCCCUUGACUCUGUUCCUUAUAUCUGUCGCUGCCAUUGUCACCCCCAUGGGUCUCUACGAAGGGUUGGUCCUGACCAAGCAGAUGCAACCAACCACUUUUAUGGACCUUCUCGAUGUCACCUCCAUGGGUUAUGGCACUCCUCCAAGAUCUGAUUUGGGCUUCUCCCGUCAAUGCUGGGGCGCAUACCCGGUACAGUGCCCCGGCACCAACUAUGUGAUUACGAUGAAUGAGACGACGGCUUCAUUCGAUGAUGAGGCAUUUGACCGACGAAUACCAACGGCGCUGGUUGAACUUUACCAAAGUGGCUUGGCCCUCCAGUCGAGAAGCGUAUCGAGCUAUUUCGACAUUCAAGCGAGACAGUAUGAAUACAAAGAUAAAUACAGCCCGAACGGGACUUCCUACCUUGUUGACAGUUUCCGGCCCAUGGGGUCUAGGAUCUUGGACGAUUCGAUUUAUCUGAUAGAUGGAUUGAUCGUCAAUAUGGAGAAAGGGGGAGUGGGGUUCCGAAAGCAUACCGCUCCUGGAGGACUUACGUAUGGAGCCCAAUGGGAUGAAGACAUUCUUUUUCACGAACCUGAGACUUUUUGCGUCAAUACCAAUCUUACAUGGGAAACCCAGGUGGCUGUACCCACUGACAACUACACCGAGACGCUCGAUGAUCCUGAUGGCUACCUUGUGGACCAAGGCGGGUUUUACAAUAUCAACAAGACAAGUCCAUACCUUGACGAUUGGUUUGUUGAUUUGCAGACCCAGUUACUCGAGCACGGCGACCCGAGCCUGGAAGCAAGAGCCUAUAGAGCCGGAUGGUGGAUGAAUGUUUUGAAUAUGUACUACCUCAACGUCACGAAACCUGGGACCAACCGAACCGCCUACAUGAACUCAAAACUUGGACAACGCUUUCCAGCCAACAACUCCUUUGGCGUGGAAUACAAGGACAAACUUACUUUCUCGGGCUUCAAUGGGCUCAUUACAGGAAUCCCUUCGGGUUUUGAGUAUUCCAACGGAACGAUCGCUGUAUCCAACAGUUCUUAUGAUGAUCUCUAUUGGUCCAAUCCUUUCAACAUGACGACCAAUAAUUGGACUGAUGUUGCGCCAACAUGCACUGCUGCAAUGAGCGGCGACUUCGCAAACAAUACGAACCUAGAUGUGAGGUGUGGCUUGUUACUUGGCCCGGCAAAACGAGUUGACGGCUCGACCAACAGCAUCGUUGAGCCAGGCUCUUGGUGGACGCGGCCCAUAUAUUCCUGUGCAAGUGCUACCAAGGUGUCGAUCAAGUCAGUACGUUUUAUCUACAAUUCAUCCAACACCAACACCCUGGAUAGCAUCAAAGUUCUAUCUAUCACUGAUAAGACAUAUCCCAACGAGACCUCGCUGCCAAUAUGGGGAGUAGAAACACCAAACAUGAAGCUGCGAGAUCUUGACCCGUUCUAUGGUUUGAUAGCGCCAGAGAAACAGAACAGCAUCAAUCUGACAACUAUUCGAUCUCCGCAUAUGUAUGUGCCGGCUUCAAGCGCAACAGUUUGGGAUCUGGAGUUGAGCCCAAAUAUCCCUGGUACCGAUUUCAAUCCUGGUGUAGAAGGCCCGCCGCAGAUCUGGAGCACGGUUUAUGGUUCAACUUCAAGUAACAUGGCUGACUAUGCAGGCACCACCAAUUUGGCUUUGCUCCAGAAGUGGCUCACUCUCUCGUCCAACACCACAAGUGCGGCACACAUUACGAACUUAAUCUGGACAGAUGUUGCCGCAAAUUACUUCACAGGCACGAGAAGCUGGCUCACCCCACAAGACUAUAUGCCACCGAACCUAGCCAAACGUCAGAGCGAUGCAAGCGGCAGCACUAGUAGCGAUGUGAACGACGUUGUUCCCGUACAAGUCUACGUGCGCCGUCUGCAAUACCACUGGGUCUAUGGGAUCCCGGCCUUUCUGGUACUCGUCCUGACCAUUGUCAUCGUUACCGCAGCCGGUAUCGCCACGAUAUCAGGACGAGGAAGCAUUGCGCGAUUACGCCAUUUCAUGUGGAGUCUUUCACCUGGGCGGAUGUUCGCCGCAUUCCUGUUCCCGCAGGAGGGAGACCUGUACUCGCCUACGAACCCCUGGGUCGAUCGUGUCGGUCGACGUAAUGUUAGAAUUGUCGAUGAAGGUUCCCAGGUCAAGGGUAUGCCGUUGUCGCAGGUCCAAUACAGUCAACUAAACCAGAAGGAACCGGCGCAGCAGGUGACUAUCGCGUCAACCACGGCUUUUGAGCCCGGUGAGGUUGGUUAUGACAGGCAGAGGGCAUGA
This is a messenger RNA of Exophiala bonariae, 2532 nucleotides long. RefSeq lists its product as uncharacterized. Bases 1 to 2532 code for a protein of 843 amino acids. Lineage: Eukaryota; Fungi; Ascomycota; Eurotiomycetes; Chaetothyriales; Herpotrichiellaceae. The record is from RefSeq and is a predicted model, not a curated record. The transcript has a single exon.